Molecule: messenger RNA, 1638 nt
Organism: Laetiporus sulphureus 93-53
Lineage: Eukaryota; Fungi; Basidiomycota; Agaricomycetes; Polyporales; Laetiporaceae
Product: acid protease
Exons: 13
Coding region: 1-1638 (545 amino acids)
Biological process (GO): proteolysis
Molecular function (GO): aspartic-type endopeptidase activity
Source: RefSeq, a predicted model, not a curated record
AUGCUCUUGGUUCCCCUUCUCCUGCCUUUCCUCGGCACCGCUCAUGCACUUAGCGUUCCCUUUGAGCGCCGCGCCAAAAUCCAUUCUACCACCGUCUCUAUCAAUUCACAUUAUGGCGGGAAUUUAGGUUGGACGAAUGUCGAGGAUGCCCUAUAUACUGCCACUGUAUAUGUUCAGGGGCAGCCGUUCCAGGUGCAAAUCGAUUCCGGCAGCGCCGAUCUCUGGCUGAAUACGGAAGGCGUCACGCUUGACGGUCUCGUAGACACCGGCAUCAAUGCUACAGUCGCGUAUGUUGACACAAGUGCUGCAUCCGGCCCCAUUGUUCUUGGCAAUGUUUCGCUCGGUGAAUUCACAGUAAACGGCCAAGCCUUCAUAAAUGCUCCUGGCAGCAACGCCAGUUAUGACGGUAUUGACGUCGGUCUAUUAGGCGUCGGCCCGCCCAGUCUAUCGAGCGUUUUCAAUCAUCUUGUGAACUCCUCGUAUGACGGUUUUCCAUUUCUCGUGAAUGUUUUUAACCUCAACCCUGAUGAGCCAAAUUUCAUCACGUUCCUCCUUUCUCGCUCGGAUUUCGGUUACACAGAAGGUGGUAUUAUGACUAUUGCUGAGCUUGUAUCGAACUACACUGAGAUCACCAAUGCUCCUAAACUUCCUGUAGUCUCUGAGUUCGGUUGGGAAACAUACAUGGAUGGGGUUUACAUCAACGGCGAAUACUACACCGGCCAUUCCAACGGGGCGGUUGGGGUGAUCGCUGAGCCCAGCAAGAAUCAGACCUUGAUCGUUCUUGACACCGGAACAGCCCUCGCGAACGCACCUGAGUACUACGUCGAUGCGAUGUACAAAGACUUACCUGGCUCAGUGUGGAACGAGACUCUCGGGAGGUACGUUUUGCCCUGCACGACCAAGGUCAACAUCAGCAUGGUUUUCGGGUCGAGCGUGUAUCCCAUGAACCCUAUUGAUGCGACGAAUAUUCAAGUUAACGACGAUGGCACUUUCUUUUGCGCUGGAGCAUUCUCCGCUACACCUGAUGGCGCCGGAGUUGACGGGGGUCUGCUAGACUGGAUCUUGGGCGAUGCGUUCCUGCGCAACGUAUACAGCCUCAUGAACUUCGGCAAGAACUUCACUGGCAGUGGCGACGAAUCGCCAUACAUGCAGAUCCUGAGUAUAACGGAUGCGGAUGAAGCUUGGGCAAACUUUGAUCAUGCGAACUUGCUCCGAAUUGCAGGAUCUGAAUACAGCCAGUUCGCCAACGUCUCCUCUUCCGGUGAAGUUGCGUCGGCAACGACCACCUACUCCUUAGUGACGCCUACGUCGACAUCAGCUUCAAUCACAUCAUCGGCAGCGGCUAAGGACAAGUUGGCUGACGAACUUGCUGCGUCUUCGGCCUCACCAUCUGCUGGUUCCUCCUCAGACAACAGCGAUUUGUUGCGCAAUUCGUACAUCAUCAUGGGCCUGGUUGCUGCAGUGCUCGUGCUUCUGAUUGCAGUGCUAGUCAGCGUUGUCAGGUCAUCGAGGAACAAGCAGUACAGGCAGGUUCCCACCAUGAUCCCGACAGCACAUUUCGGCAACGACAAAGCAUACGAGCCAGAGAGCGAGGCAUUUACCAACCCGUAUGACGAUUCUGCUCGCCCCACCCAUUGA